Juglans regia (Persian walnut) is the source of this 1160-nucleotide messenger RNA. Its product is annotated as transcription factor MYB61-like. The record is from RefSeq and is a predicted model, not a curated record. The transcript is spliced from 2 exons. Lineage: Eukaryota; Viridiplantae; Streptophyta; Magnoliopsida; Fagales; Juglandaceae. The coding region runs from base 19 to 1005 and encodes 328 amino acids.
AAGAACAGUAGGCCAGAUAUGGGCCAUCGCUGCUGCAGCAAACAGAAAGUCAAGAGAGGUUUAUGGUCUCCUGAAGAAGAUGAGAAGCUCAUCAAACACAUAACCACCCAUGGCCAUGGUUCGUGGAGUUCAGUUCCAAAACUUGCUGGCUUGGAUAGGUGUGGAAAGAGUUGCAGGUUAAGAUGGAUAAACUAUCUGAGACCAGAUCUAAAAAGAGGUUCAUUUUCUGCACAAGAGGAGAGGAUCAUCAUUGAUGUCCAUAGGAUUCUUGGCAACAGAUGGGCUCAGAUAGCCAAGCAUUUGCCAGGCAGAACAGACAAUGAAGUUAAAAACUUUUGGAACUCUUGCGUUAAGAAAAAGCUCAUUGCACAAGGUUUAGAUCCCAACACUCACAACCUCCUUCCUUGUCAUAAAACCAUUAACAAUCACUACAAUGGAUGCAAUUUGUCGCAUCCCAAACCCACUUCAGUUUUCUCUGUAAAUUCACAAAUGGAAGAUGCUUUCAUGGACAUGAACACUCCAUUUUCGACAUUACUUUCUCUUCUUCCAAGUGAUCCAAGCACUCAUUUCCCGCAUGACAGUCCAAACAUUCCAAUCUAUGAACUCCAAAGCCCUCAUUUUGUAUGGACAAUCCAAGAACAAAAUCCAAACGCUUUCAUGGACUCCUCAAUGGGAACAAGUACAGUUCCAAUCUCGAUCUCUCCUCCCACAAAUCCAUCUGGGUUUGGAAUUCUUGAAGACAACUGCCUCUGGAGUAAUCCUAGUAGCCUUCAACGUAUUGAGGUCAGCAGACAGGAUGAAAUGUUGCAGCUAGAGCAGCAAGCUGUGAAGAAUCCACAGCACGAGAAGGCUAGUGAAGUGCAAAUGGAAAAUGCCCAUAUAUUGAACAUGGACGCUUCAUUUAGGAGCUCUAACUUUGGUUUUGAUUUUGUGGAGUCCCCAGGAAUGUCUUGUGGCAUGCAUUACAACACAAGUCCAGUGGAUGGAUUUGCAUGGGAUUGUUAGCUGACUUAGCUCCUCCCUUCUUCCCUCUUAAAUAUGGAGCUCUAACUUUGGUUUUUGAUUUUGUGCAGUCCAUACUAAUGCCCUUUUGGUAUGUGCUAUAAUAUUGUGAGUCUCGUAAAUCAAUUUGCAUGGGAUUGUCUUUACCCCCGGCCUCU